Messenger RNA from Malus domestica (apple), 1789 nucleotides. Its product is annotated as cytochrome P450 CYP82J17-like. Gene Ontology annotation, molecular function: monooxygenase activity; heme binding; iron ion binding. Lineage: Eukaryota; Viridiplantae; Streptophyta; Magnoliopsida; Rosales; Rosaceae. The record is from RefSeq and is a predicted model, not a curated record.
ACAAACCAUGAACAAAUUGAAAGUUCAACUUUUAUGCACAACAUAUUUUGAGCACCUUCUUGUCACCAUAGCCAGCAGCGGCACAUCAUGGAUUUUCCUUCUCAUCUUCUGGCAAUUGCAGGGAUUUUACUCUUUGUUCUGUAUCUAUGGAGGGUAAAAAUCCAAAGUCACAAAACCAAGGGCGUCUUGACCCCACAACCAUCAGGUGCCCUGCCAAUCAUAGGACACCUCCACAAACUUGGAGGCAAAAACCCACUUUGCAGAACCCUAGCAUCCAUGGCUGACAAGUACGGUCCAAUCUUCACCAUACGGCUUGGCAAGCACCCUGCACUUGUGAUCAGCAACCAUGAUGCAGUCAAGGAAUGCUUCACUAAAAACGACAUCGUUUUCGCAGCGAGACCAAAGUCGGCACAUGGCAGGUACCUUGGUUACAAUUAUGCAGGUUUCGGGUUCUCACCAUACGGCACGUACUGGCGUAACAUGAGAAAAAUGGUCAUCGCUGAGUUGCUAUCUAGCCGCAGGCUUCAGACAUUAAAACAUGUCCAAAUCUCCGAGGUUGAUUCUUUUAUCAAGGGGUUGUACGAAAUUUGCAAAACAAAGGGGGGAAAUGGUCAAAGCAAGGUGGUGAUUAGCGAGUGGAUUGAGCACCUGACUUUGAAUGUAAUUACUCAAAUGAUUGCUGGGAAGAGGUAUUUUGAUUGGGGUAAAGUGGGAAAUGACUCAGAUAAUGAGGGAGAGAAUAAGAGGAUUCGGGAAAUCGUGAAGGAGUUUAUGCUUGUGUCUGGGAUGCCAGUCAUUUCUGAUAUGAUUGGGUAUCCGGAUUGGAUUGAUUUUCUGGGGCAAGUGAAGAAUAUGAAGCGUAUAGGGAAGGAGUUGGAUGCUCUAACGGCAAGUUGGAUUGAAGAACAUAAUAAUGCAAGGAAGGAGAUCGACUCAAGGGACAAGCUCGACUUCAUUGAUGUCAUGCUUUCUGUGAUUGAGGACAAUACUGUGCUUGGUCAUACUCGUGAAACCAUCAUCAAGGCAACAUCGCAGAAUCUGAUCAUAGCUGGCUCAGAUACCACAGCAAUCAGCUUGAAGUGGAUCAUCUCUUUAUUAUUAAACAACAGGCAUGUUUUGAAGCAUGCACAAGAAGAGAUAAACCUAAAAGUUGGCACAGAGAGAUGGGUUGAAGACACUGAUAUCGAAAACCUAACUUACCUCCAAGCCAUUGUCAAGGAAACCCUACGUCUAUAUCCUCCAGGUCCACUCUCAGUCCCACAUGAAGCAAUGGAAGACUGCCAAGUUUGUGGCUUUCACAUUCCAAAGGGCACACGUUUAUUUGUCAAUUUGUGGAAAUUGCACAGAGACCCAACUAUGUGGUCAGACCCUGAAAUGUUUUACCCAGAUAGGUUUCUUACAACCCAAGCAAGCAUUGAUGCCUCUGGUAACCAUUUUGAGUUCAUUCCAUUUGGGUCUGGAAGAAGAUCUUGUCCAGGUCUCACAUUCGCAAUGCAAGUUAUCCACUUGACUCUUGGUAGAUUGAUUCAAGGAUUUGAAUUGGCUACUCCAUUGGACAUGCCUGUAGACAUGACUGAAGGACUAGGCGUUACUUUGCCAAAGGCAACUUCACUUGAAGUUGUGCUAACUCCACGCUUGCCCAUUGAAUUGUAUGAAAGAUAGGCAUUGGGUUGUGAUUAUAUGCUAUGUAAUUGUAGACUCUUAAUGUUGUGCCUGUUUGUAAAUGGUAUUUGUAUCUUAUCAUGUGAAAACCAUUAAUAAAAAAAAGCCCCGUGUAGGGUACACGCAA